This is a messenger RNA of Aphanomyces invadans, 432 nucleotides long. RefSeq lists its product as hypothetical. The annotation marks the transcript as partial. Lineage: Eukaryota; Oomycota; Saprolegniomycetes; Saprolegniales; Verrucalvaceae. The transcript has 2 exons. The record is from RefSeq and is a predicted model, not a curated record.
AUGUUGUGGAAUCGGUUGGCACUCUUGACUGCUAUAGCUGGCUCGGCAGUGUCGAUCACCGACGUAGAAGUCCUAGCAUCACUGCGUGACGAUCCCAUCGGCUACGCCAUGCCUUGUUCCAACCGAACCUUCUGGCAGCCCAUACUUGACGCCAACGUCAAUAUUGUGAACGCUGUCCGUGCUACGGGAGUCAAGCGGUUAAAACAGGCGAUGCCGCCAUGGAGCGACGCCGCAUACCUGCUCUACAACCAGACAGGCAACCGCGUAGAUGGCCAGACUAUGAUGAAGAAACGCCAUGAGUUCACUCGAGACCUUCUCUUGGCCGAGUGCUUUGACAUGAACGGCCGGUUCUUGGCCAAGCUCGACAAUGCCCUGGUGUCGUACGCGACUCAGCGAACGUGGGUCUUGGCUGCCCACGACUCGAAGCUCGAC